AUGAAUUCAUGCCGCCACCCCUUGCCUCCACCCCUCAUGCCUCCACCCCUCAUGCCGCCACCCCUCAUGCCUCCACCCCUCAUGCCGCCACCCCUCAUGCCUCCACCCCUCAUGCCUCCACCCCUCAUGCCUCCACCCCUCAUGCCUCCACCCCUCAUGCCUCCACCCCUCAUGCCGCCACCCCUCAUGCCUCCACCCCUCAUGCCUCCACCUUGUCUCCACCCUCGUCGCCACAUUCUUCGCAAGAUGGACCACUUUCAACAGCAGGACGCCCGCUCCCUCUCCUCCCAAUCGGACUCUUCGGGCCCUACAAGGUCUGCUGCUGCUGGUAAAUUAGCCCUUAAUGCUGCUGUUGCUAAACCUGCCCCUACUGCUGCUCUCGUUACCCGCAGCUUAAACCCCCUCUCUGCAUCCAUGUCACUGGCUGACAUUGUUGCUUUAACCCGUCAUGCUUCUAACGAGGAUGGCUCUCCAAAAGUGGGAGCAGGAGCAGGAGGUAAUUCGACUCAAAAGUCAGAAGGGAGAGGGGCGGGCGGGUGUUCGUUGCCGUGGCUUUGGCAGAAAUCCCAAAGCUCAGCAUAUUUCCAGCAGAUCGAGGCUGACGUGGUGAAGCAUGCAGACGCCAUCUGGCAGGCGAAGGCUGACCUGGAGGCCUUCCAGACCACCGAUUUCGACGAGCUGGUUUCAUUUCGGGCCAAGAUAGAGGCGCUUCUCCAAGACUUGACUGACGAAACUCAGGUGCUGCAGCGCUUUGAGGGCUUCCCCAGCAGCAAGCUGGAGCUGCUGCGUGCGUCGGCAUCGCUGCACUCGCGCCUCUCCGCCCUCUCGCGUGACCUGCUCUCUGCCGUACCCAUGAGCUACGAUGACAGGGGAGCGACACCCGGUGCUGGUGGUGCUGCUGCUGGUACUGCCGGUGCUGCUGCUGGUACUGCUGGUGGUGCAGCGCCGGCGUCAGUGGCAGCGGUGGGGGUGUGUUUGGACCGGUGUGAGCGGCUGUUUGAUCGCGUGCGAAGAGAGGUGGAGGCAGUGGAGAGGAGCAGAGAGGAGGACGCUAAAAAGUUUGCAGCGCAGCGGCUGCCGUACAGCGGUGGCGCCAUCGAGAGGGUGAAGGCGGCAGCAGUGCGCCUCUCCUCGCGUCUCUUGGAGCUCUCAGCCCAGGAGAGCAUGAAGCUGAGGGCGUCAGUGGAGCUGGUGGAUGGGCGCAUUCCCGUGUACGACGUGCCUCGAGUCAAGGCAGGCCUGUUUCUCCUCUGGCGCUGCUUCCAGUUCGCAUUCAGAGCGUACAAUUUCGCAGGAGGGCAAGAUGAAACGGCUGAAGAGCUGUCUCUUACAGUGGCCAAGGAGAUGGAAGCGUAUCCAGCUUACAUGUGGGGAUGA
This is a messenger RNA of Closterium sp. Naga37s-1, 1377 nucleotides long. Lineage: Eukaryota; Viridiplantae; Streptophyta; Zygnematophyceae; Desmidiales; Closteriaceae. The record is from the annotation of a GenBank genome assembly.